Helobdella robusta is the source of this 941-nucleotide messenger RNA. RefSeq lists its product as hypothetical. The transcript has 4 exons. Gene Ontology annotation, cellular component: nucleus. Bases 82 to 597 code for a protein of 171 amino acids. The record is from RefSeq and is a predicted model, not a curated record. NCBI's taxonomy places the organism in Eukaryota, Metazoa, Annelida, Clitellata, Rhynchobdellida, Glossiphoniidae. Gene Ontology annotation, biological process: regulation of transcription by RNA polymerase II. Gene Ontology annotation, molecular function: RNA polymerase II cis-regulatory region sequence-specific DNA binding; DNA-binding transcription factor activity, RNA polymerase II-specific.
UUUGAGAGUAACGAUGAUUACGGUCCUCUGCUAUCGUCAAGUCAUCUACGGAGCUACAACAAACUCAAGAGCAGUCUGAAAAUGGCCGGCACUACGAACUGGAAGGAUGUCGAUCUGACUGAUUACCCGGAUCUUGCGGAGAGCCUAGAAAGCGCCGACGUGAACAACUGGGAUCUAGAUUCGGAUCAGCUGCUCGAUCUGGCGGCCUCCCUCAGUGACUUCUUCAGCGGUACCAACUCCAUAAAUGACGUCAUCAAAGACAUUCCUGGUGAUAAUUUAGUGAAAAUGAAGAAAUUAUUAGACGCCGAUAGUAACUUUUACGAUAAUUAUUUCAAAGAGAAUCCACUAUCAAAUGGUAAAAGCUCCGCGAGGAACACUGCUGCCAACAAACACGUCAACGUUGGAAAUCCUAAACUGCAUGCCUCACCUGGUAGCCAUUAUUUACCGGAUGUCUCAUUGUUCGGAGACAAGACAACCAAUGUGGGCAGUGUUGCGUCAACAACACAGGACCCCAAAAACGACACUAACAUACCUAAUUUCUAUUCCACGGAUGAAAUUGAGGACGAUUUUGAUUGGGAGUCUAUACUUGAGACCUGAUUUUCGACGCUGCGUCUCUAGGAGGUGGUGGUGUGUUGUUCGGGUUUUCCUGCAUAUUUUUUUUGAAAUAUUUUAUAAUAUUAUUAUUAUGCUAUUAAGUUUUAAUCUUUUAAGGAUUAUAUUCUUUAAAUGUGAUAGUUGAACGUUUUGAUAGAGAAACAUGAACAUUUUUCGACUUUUAUCAGAAUAUCACACUAAAAUGACUGUUAUUAAUGAGAUUUAACGUUGGAUAAACCGUCUUUUAUAACAUUUUGCACUAAAUUUUUUUGUUUUUUUAGAAGAAAAGACUGCAUUUUUUAAGGAACUGCAGAAUAUUGAGUCGCAUAUCUUUGUACGAUAGUUUU